Colossoma macropomum (tambaqui) is the source of this 3568-nucleotide messenger RNA. RefSeq names its product transglutaminase 2b (gene tgm2b). Bases 125 to 2161 code for a protein of 678 amino acids. Gene Ontology annotation, biological process: peptide cross-linking. The transcript is spliced from 13 exons. The record is from RefSeq and is a predicted model, not a curated record. Lineage: Eukaryota; Metazoa; Chordata; Actinopteri; Characiformes; Serrasalmidae. Gene Ontology annotation, molecular function: protein-glutamine gamma-glutamyltransferase activity.
AUUUCAGUGACGUGCUGCUGCACUACAAAUAAAGUCUCGCUCCACAGCUCAUGCACUGCUGAAGCACUGAAGAGGCAGAUCAUUCCAGCAUUCCAGAGGACAUCACCACAUCUCACGCAUCAGCAUGGCUCUAGACAUUGGCAGUUGGGACUUGGCGUGUGAGUUCAAUAACACAGACCACCGUACCGAGCUGAACGGCACUGACCGGCUGAUUGUGCGGAGAGGUCAGCCCUUCACCAUCAACCUCAAUCUCCGCUCUGGAUCCUAUGAGCCUGGAGUACAUCAGCUCCAGAUCACUGCAGAGACAGGACCACAGCCUGUGGAGCAGUAUGGUACCAAGGCUGUCUUCGGUCUGAGUGAUGCUAUUGAUGACACGCGUUGGAGCGCUGCAGUAACCAGUCCGCCUGGGGACAUAGUCUCCUUGUCCAUCUGUUCUGCUCCUGAUGCCCCCAUUGGACACUACAAGCUAACUCUGGACAGCUGUGCCCAGUUUAAGUUGAUAUUGCUCUUCAACCCCUGGUGUCCUCGAGAUGCGGUGUACAUGGACAGUAACGAGAAACUGGACGAGUAUGUUUUGGCUCAGGAUGGAUUAAUCUACCGGGGUGAUGCUAAAUAUCCCAUUCCAUCAGCUUGGGAAUUUGGCCAGUUUGAAGAAGGCAUUCUGGACGCAUGUCUGCAAAUUUUGGAUGAGAACCCUAAAUACAAGAGGAACCCUGGAAAAGACUGCUCUGGCCGCAGAAACCCUAUAUACGUCUGCAGAGUGCUCAGUGCUAUGGUGAAUAGUAAUGACAGAGAUAAUGGAGUUUUGGAAGGCUGCUGGAGAGACACAUUUGAUGGUGGAAUCAGCCCCAUGGCAUGGAGGGGGAGUGUGGAGAUUUUGAGAACCUGGAACUCUACUUCCUGUUUGCCUGUCCGCUAUGGCCAGUGCUGGGUAUUUGCAGCUGUUGCCUGCACUGUGUCUCGAGCUCUGGGAAUCCCCUGCAGAGUGGUGACAAACUACCUCUCAGCUCAUGACACCAACGCUAACCUGGUGAUUGAACGCUACGUUGAUGAAAAUGGCCAGCUGCAGAACAUCAGCAAAGACAUGAUUUGGAACUACCAUUGCUGGGUGGAGAGCUGGAUGACUCGUCCUGAUCUGAAAGCAGGCUUUGAUGGCUGGCAGGCGAGUGACCCCACACCCCAGGAGAAGAGCGAGGGAGUGUACUGCUGUGGGCCGGUCCCUGUGCGAGCGAUAAAGGAGGGAGAGCUCACGUUUAAGUAUGACGCUCCAUUUGUGUUUGCGGAGGUAAAUGCAGAUGUGGAGACAUUCCUGAAGUAUAAGGACGGCAGCACACGCAAGAUUACCGGCACUAGCCAGGUCGGCCAGAAGAUCAGUACCAAGAGUGUUGGAAAUGACGAACGAGAGGACAUCACGCACCUUUAUAAGUACAAAGAAGGCUCUGCUGAGGAGCGAGAGGCAUUUAAAAAAGCCAACCACCAAAAUAAACUGCUCAAGCAGCCGGUCAACACUGGCCUCCACGUCAAUAUCAAGGUCUCCAUGGAGAUGAGGAAGGGAUGUGACUUUGAUGUCUUUGCCGUGGUUAACAACACCACAUCGGUGGAGAAGAAGUGUCGUCUGGUUUUUGCCUCCCGCGCCAUGUCUUACGAUGGAUCCAUUGGGCAGGAGUGCGGGUUUAAAGACUUGCUGAAUGUGGAGCUGCCGCCUGGAGGAGAGCGGAAGGUGCCUCUGAGGUUGAACUACAGUAAAUACUGCAACGCUAUAACUCAGGACAAUCUAAUCCGCCUGGGAGCUCUGCUGAUAGACUACAGCACCAGAGACGCUGUUCUGGCCAUGCGCACCAUCGUCCUUGAAAACCCAGAGAUCAAGAUCAGGAUCUUGGGAGAGCCCAAAGUGAACCGUAAGCUGGCAGCAGAACUCAUUGUGCAGAACUCACUGCCAGAUCCUUUAGAGGCAUGCUGCUUCAGCAUAGAGGGAGCCAACCUUACUGCGGGCAAGACCAUCACUGAAAGGUUCCCAAAAAGUGUGGAGCCUGGGCAAGAAGCCAAGGUCAAAAUCUACUUCACUCCCACUCGCUCCGGCCUGCGCAAACUGCUGGUGGAUUUUAACAGCGACAGACUGUGCCAUGUUAAAGGGUUCAGGAACGUAAUCAUUGGCAAAUAAGGGCCUUUGACCACUCCAGUGCAGCUACACUACAUACAGUACCAGGUUAAUUAAGUGAAAGUGUUUGGAUGUGAAUAAAAAUCGAAAUGAAAUCGUUGUGUAUUGUCCAACAAAAAUGUGAAAAGCCAAAUUUAUAAUUUUUGUGCCAGUUGUCAUUUCAUUUUCUGUGCUUAUUGCAUAGCUACAGGGGCCUUUAAUGAUAGUUUUUGUUUAACAUAUCACCAAUACACCAUUUAUGCUGGGAGCUUCAUGAAAGAUACGGUAUGCCUAUUUAGCUGGUGAUGGCUAUCAUUAUCAUUGCAAAAUUUUGUUACUGCAUACACGGUCCAUCAAAAGUUUGCAGACACUCAGCUUUUUAAAAUCAAUAAAUGAACUGCUGUAAAUCAAAAGAGGGUGUCCUUUGAUGGUUUGCAGUAGCAUUUUAAUAAGAAAGCUGUGCAGAUACUGCAUGUUUUCUGUGCAAAAAAAGUAUAAAAUAGAGGCAACACUAACAAAAGUACUCUCAACUCUCAUUACUCAAACCUUUAAGGUUAAAACUGCGCUUUCAUUGUGUGCUUGAUGACACACAGUGACACACAAUGACAGCUUGGAAAAGAAGACAAAGGAAUAUUGUUUGUAAUAUGUAAUAACUGAAAAAGUAAUAGUGAGCAUUAAUUAGAAGUCUAAAAGUGUCUCCAAACUUUUGAUGGGCAGUGUAAAGCUAAAGUGGGAACCUAGUCCCAUUAUUUUCUAGUCGUUUGUGUGUUAAUUUACUUUUAAGGAUGUUGUUUCAGCCUGUAAAUAUACUAGUUGAGCAGGCAGAAAUAAAAGAAGAUAAAAGAUAAAAGCAUUAAAUGUUGUAAGGAGCAGACGUUUGUUGUGUACUGUGUUCCACAGACUAACAACAUGAUGAAUACAUUAAAGAGUUAUAGCCUAGCUGACAGAUAUCACCAUAUGAAUUAUUAGCAAAGUACCUAGAAUUGCAAGCUUAGCAUGGUUUUGCUUGCACAGUAACAUUGUGUAAGCUGGCUUUUAAAGUUUUAAAGUUUGAAAACAAGACUGCUGUGAAAUUUCUCUCAAAUUAGGUCACAUUAUGUUGCCAGUAGAGUAGAAAGUGCACAUUUGCCAAAUAAACAUUAACAAAGGCACUAUUUGCUUACUUUAGAACCAACCAGGCACAGUAAAUAUGAGAAACAGAUUAAACUGUUGAGGGAAAGUUUAAACUAAUAUCUCAUCCUCCAGCACUCCAGCCUGCAAUGUCUCACUUAGCUACUACUGCUCAGCAUGAUGUUCCUGUCUGGAUUUCUCACUACAUUCUUUCAUACAGUUUGCUUUGUUACUAUUAUCUAUGAUUCCUGCAUUGUCUUUGAAACUCUCUUUGGUGCUAAUUGUAAAACUGGGCAUACUUGUAUUAGGAGGCACAGUCAA